Messenger RNA from Rhagoletis zephyria (snowberry fruit fly), 2000 nucleotides. RefSeq names its product kelch-like protein 8. Gene Ontology annotation, molecular function: protein binding. Lineage: Eukaryota; Metazoa; Arthropoda; Insecta; Diptera; Tephritidae. The record is from RefSeq and is a predicted model, not a curated record.
GUUCUCAAUUUAUAGUAAACAACGCCUUUUCUCACAUUUUCUUUAUUAAUUAUUUUUAUAGAUAUUAUAUUUGUACAAUUUAAAGCAAUUAAAACACGUUUCUUAUCGAAAACUGGAAUAUUAAGAUAAUUGACUAAUCUAACAUUUUCUUUUAUCCUCCUAUUCGGCUUUGUCUAUUUUUAAUUGAGAAAUGACAUCGCCAUCGGCAAUGCGCAAUCUUGUAUUCUAUCAUUCUUGCUCGUUUAUCUAAUAAUAUCUAAUAUAUGAUGCUUUAAUUCGUGCUAAGUUAAACCAUGCUACUUGGACACGCACAUGUAAACACAUUCUUAAAUGGAAUUACAACUUUGAACCGUGCUACUAUAAAUCGCAUUUUGUAUGUUAAACCAAAAUGAACAUCAACAUUAUAGAAAAAGCAUUUCUCUAUGGUGGAAUCAUUACAUUAUUAGGCAUAUCGAUUUUUUUACAUCGGUAGAUUAAUCGAACCGGGCGCAAGAAAAUCGAAGAAACUCGACUGUGGUAGCUUCGAUUAAUCGAUAUUCAUUGUAAUUCGAAACGGAAUCUCUAUAGUCUUGUAUAAAAGCUACAUACAAAAAUUUGAACUUUUCGCCAUAUUGAUUGAUUGAUUGGUAUGCUAUUUGCAAUUUUCGUAUAGUAAAAGUCUGCGAAAGAAAUCCAAAACUUUCUAAACGUUAGCAAACAACAAAUCGCGGUAUCGGUUAGCGUUUUCCUAAACAUAGAAUUUGCAAACUUUCGGUGUGUGCCAGAAGGCUUUAAUUUUUCAACAUUUCUAUUGUUUUUUUUUUUGCGUGUACGCAAAUAUCCACACAUAUUUGGAAUCUUCGAUACACUGUUCAACAGGUCGGUGCUCGCUCUACCAAAACACAAACCAUAUAGGAAAUAUCAAAGAAGAAAAUUUCAAUACCAGUAGCAAUGGCAACAAAUAGUACACGUCAACUACUUCCGGAUGUAAAUGGCCAUGACCUCCCUCAUUUCAUUAAGAAAGUUCUGAAUAAUAUAUGCGACUUCUACGAUGAACAGGACCUCAUAGAUGUAACAUUUAAGUUGUCUAAUCCGACCGCUAUGAUUCCAGCACACCGCUUAAUACUAUCAGCGGCAAGUCCAUAUUUUAAAGAUUUAUUCAAAAGCGACAAGGGCCUAACUCCUGUUAUCGAAGUAAAUGACAUAGACAGUGACGCCUUUGAGCGUUCAAUAACAUUUUGCUACACCGGCAAGGCACUCAUAACCAUCGAAAAUGUGGACGCAAUGCUGAAGGCAGCAAUAUAUUUGAAGUUGGAUGAAGCGGUUGUCGCUUGUGUUGACUAUAUUUUGCAGCAUAUAACUGAGUAUACACUGCAGCGGGCAUAUUGCUUAGAGCGUGAAACUCAGUGUGUAUCACUGCAAGAGAAACUCUUGGAAUAUGAAGUAAAUAAUUUCAUGGAGGUGAGUCAUAUUCAGGAUAUUCAUGGAAACGCGUAAAUGCCUGCAAACUUGUAAAUAAACUGGUUUUCCCAUAAAAGUUUACGUGGUUUACGUGGCUACGAAGCUUUUCCGCAUUUAGAAAUCGCAAUAUUGCUUUUCUUCAUGACAAGCAGAGUUACCGGGGUAGUGCACUAAAUUUUGAAUGCACUGAUUGCUCAGAGGUGCGCACUAGCACUCUGUAGGACCUGGGUCCGAUCCCUGAUGUGUACAACAUCUAAAUUAUAAAAAACUUAACAGUGGCCAUCUCUCCUCGGGCAAUGGCAAACCUCUGAGGGUAUUUCUGCCGUGAAAAAGCUUUUUAUCAAAAAACCAUUUACCGUUCGGAGGCGGCAUAUAACUGUAGGUGAGGGACCUUUGUGUGACAUCAUCAAGACGCGCACACAAACCGGAGGAGCAGCUCGGCAAAGCAGUAGCAGAUGUGUUAGAUGCAAAUAUCUAUUUUACUGACGCGUAAAAUUUAUUCACUACCAAUAAAAGCUUGAGUACUAAUUUUCUUCACUAUAAUUAUAUUUAGCGGUAGU